This is a messenger RNA of Limulus polyphemus (Atlantic horseshoe crab), 2116 nucleotides long. RefSeq names its product centromere protein C-like. Bases 8 to 1882 code for a protein of 624 amino acids. Gene Ontology annotation, molecular function: centromeric DNA binding. Gene Ontology annotation, biological process: attachment of mitotic spindle microtubules to kinetochore; spindle attachment to meiosis I kinetochore; kinetochore assembly. The record is from RefSeq and is a predicted model, not a curated record. Gene Ontology annotation, cellular component: kinetochore. Lineage: Eukaryota; Metazoa; Arthropoda; Merostomata; Xiphosura; Limulidae. The transcript has 8 exons.
UGCACCAAUGUGGACUUUGUAUUCUGGAGGCCUGUACAGCAACUACUUUGGCACAAGUAUCAUGCUGUUAUAUCUGAAAAGCAAAAGACAGGAAACUAAGUUGAAAAGUGAGAAUGUAAAAUGUGCCAUUUCAAAACCUGGUUUGAGAGAGAAUGUUCAACAUAAAAGAAGAAAUCCUGUUAGGAAACUAAGAACUCAAAAUAAUCAACUUAACCAGGAUGAAACACAAAAUGGUAUAGUUCAUAAGAAGACUGUUAGUAGUGAAAGUAUUAUAUGCCCAUCAUCUAGAAUCUCAGAUGCAGUUGAAAAUAUGAGUAAACAGUCCUUUUUGCCAAGAUUGAGAAGUGCUAAUAAAGCAAGUGCAUGUAGCUUCAGUGAAAAGAGAUCACUGAAUACAAAUAAAACACAAAAUAUUAAGGUAAUCCAAUCUUCAAACUCAGAUCAAGUCCAAGAAAAUUUAAAAGCAAAAAAACCACACAAUAAAAGUACUAAGAAAACAAAAAUGUCAAAAGAAAAGCUUGAGUCUUGUGAAAAUCAUUUAAACAAAGAAAAAAAAGCACUAUUUGACAGUAAUAUAAUGAUAGAUACUUCUAUUAAUAUAAAAACAAGAAAAUCAAAAAUAAAUAACACCCCCAGAAAGAGUACCGAACAAUCAGUGAUGAAUGAAAGUCCUAGCAACAAAAUGGGUGAUAAAACAGAUGGAGAAAAUAAAACUGUCAUAAAAACACUUAAUAAAACCAGAAAAAAGUCAAGCCAUAUAACUUGUAUUAAACAGAGAAAAAAAGUGAAUCUAAAAAUACAGAACAAAAAAGAAUCCGAGAAAAUGAGUAAUUCUAGUCAAUCUGAAGAUCCAAAGGUAUUUAUACCUGAAAUUAACUCAAAGGCUCUAGAAAAAGUUAAUCAUUCUGAAGAUCCAAAGGUAUUUAUACCUGAAAUUAACUUAAAGGCUCUAGAAAAAGUUAAUCAUUCUGAAGAUCCAAAGGUAUUUAUACCUGAAAUUAACUCAAAGGCUCUAGAAAAAGUUAAUCAUUCUGAAGAUCCAAAGGUAUUUAUACCUGAAAUUAACUCAAAGGCUCUAGAAAAAGUUCAUCAUUCUCCAAACAUAGGUGUAGACAGUGUUAAAAGAUUUGACUCUAUUACAAAAAAUAUUGAGCAUAAGAUAACAAAAAGGAGGAAGAAACAAUUUAUUCAAAUGAAAUCAACAGAACAACAGGUGAAAACCAAAGUUCUAUCUUUAAAAAGACCAUAUCCGCUAGGACUGGAUAGCAACCCAGAAGGAUCUUCUAAAAUCAUCAGACGAGGGUCAAAACGUACGAUUGUAAAACCAGUAGCAUUUUGGAGAAAUGAACACAUUAAUUAUAGAUGCACAUCAAAUGGAACUUAUGAGAUAGCUGGUAUUGUGCCAGGAUUCAAAGAGGACACCAUUUUUGUUCAUCCCAAAAACAGAAAAGCAGUAAAAGAAUUUCAAGAAAAGGCCAAAGUAUAUGAUCCACACAUAGGUAGAGAAGUGAAAGCGGUUGUUGUCCGAAAUCAUACACAAUUAUUGUGGAGGGGGCCUACAGGCUCUCCUGCUAAGAAAAAAGACCCAUUGAAACUAUGUAAGAGCUUCCAGUUCUCUAAAUACUCCAUGGGAAUUAUAGUGAUUGAUUCAUUACAAGAAAAACCAUGCCAUUAUGCUCCUACUGAUUCAUUGUUCUUUCUUGUUGUUUAUGGAAAGGUGGAAGUAUGUAUUCACAACAAUUCCUGGAUAAUUGAAACUGAUGGUUCAUUUGUAGUACCAUUAGGUAACAUCUACAAAAUCAAAAACCUCCGACAAGACAAAGCUAAACUCAUCUUUUUUACGAUCAUGGGAACUUCACCAGUAGGAGAGUUGGGGGUAUGAGUUAACUUCGAUUACUAAAUCACAUGCCUUUUCCUUAUGUACAUUAAACAGUUGUUGUUGUUUUUUUCUAUGUGUUAAGGUGUUCAUGCAUUGUUGGAGGUAAGAGAAGGUUCUUAUUUACAGUUUAGUUAUAAAGUUAUAGUUUGUCUUGUGAAGAAAUGUUCAUUUAAAUUUGUAGUUUUAUUUAUAUAAUAUAGAGCUAUAGUGCCUGCAUAUAUUUCUGUAUAUUUUAGU